UACUUCAAGUCACCAGAGAAUAAGAAAUCUCCGACCCGGUCCUCUGCGCUACAUCACUUGGUUCUGCCGGUCUCUGGCUACAAGAGAAUAGGCUAGAGGUAGGCUAAAAGAGAAGUUUCGGUUCGUGAAAAAUCCUGCGCUCAGACAGAAUAGCGGGCAUUUGUCCAAGCGUUUGACUUUGUAUACUCAACAGGUGGUGAAGAGCAGAUGCUUGAGGGUGGCGUGGUAGCUACACGGCACCUGUAGCGUUUACAUCUGUAUUUUCAUGAUUGCCUACAGAUGUUGACUGAAUCGUUACCUCUGGGACUGGCUUGGUGUGGAGAUUUAGACACAAGUUUGAUUGUGUUUUUCGGUGCUUGCUCUAAAAAAGACAACUAAACACGAACACAAAAAGGAGGUCCCAAAAGACCGAUGUUGCACUGAACGUACGGUGGAUAGAAAGUGACCAGAGUCGCCUUCAGAGCAACCUCACAACGACCUUCAUUUUAAUCUCCUGAUAUCCGUUGCCAGAGUCAGCAGUUCCAAACAGUAGCGAAAAACCUGUGGGCGAAGUUUCAAACGGACCGCCUUCUGGGACACUUAGUCUGCAACUUUGUGUCUAGUUGCUCAGAGAGAUUUCUCCUCCUGUGGUGAAAGAGAGAGUAGUGGCUGUCUGCGAAGAAAUUCAAAAAAGCUUGAGUCGAGCUGAAACUUUCUCCUAGACUGGACUGUUGUCCCGGCGGUGACCGGCAGCAUGACGGACACCAUGACCGACAUAAACUACUCAACCUUGGAUGAACCGGCUCUACGGAAUUUGCUGGAGGGUACUGUGGACAUGGAGCAGCGGCGGACGAUCCGAUCGGCCAUCCGUGAGCUUCGGCGGCGGGAGAUCGAGGACAUGGAGGCAGCCCUCCGCAGCAAGCGCUUCAGACACGCCCCCCAUCACCACGACGACAAGGAGAACCAGCACCGGUCUGAAUUGGCAGAGUCAUUGAAUGUUCUGUCGGGAAAGCUUCAGUCGAUCAAUGACAUUGAAGAGCUCACAAGGAUGCUGAGAGGAGCCUUGAACUAUGAAGAGAGGAAACUGAUCAGAGCUGCUAUCCGACGUGAGCGGGAACAAGAGAUCCAGGGGGCUACAGCAAAGAUUACGGGUCAUCCAGGGGAACAGAGGCCUUCCCAGAGUUCUGAGCAGUUCCGGCCCAGCGCAGAGGAAGUGAGGGAGAGCACAGAGGAGCGAGAGCCAAUCAAAGCACAGCUCAACAGUCAGCCACACCCACAGGACCAAGAGCAGCACCCGCCAGGGUCGGCCUCCGGCAUGGUUCUGGUUCUGGACCCGCAGGUCAGGGGGAAGGUCUCCGCUCCCCCAGGGUCCCCGACCUCCGACCCCGAGGUCAUACCCUCCUGCCCCCGCCAGCGCUGUGAUUCUAGCCAAUCAGAUCGAUCUGGCGGCGGCGGCGGCUUUGGGCGUCGCCAGAGUCAGGACUCCCAUUGCUCUGAGCGGAGCGUGAGCUCUCAGGACCGCCCCCAGCACCGGAGCCCCUCCCCCUCUGGCUCAGACUUGGAGGUGGAGCAGGAGAAGGAACCCGCACUACAGCCCAGCACCGACGCCCCUGAUGGGGCCACACUACAGCCCAGCACCGACGCCCCCGAUGGGGCCACACUACAGCCCAGCACCAACGCACCCGAUGGGGCCACACUACAGCCCAGCAUCGAUGGGGCCACACUACAGCCCAGCACCGACACGUCCGAUGGGGCCACACUACAGCCCAGCAUCGAUGGGGCCACACUACAGCCCAGCAUCGAUGCGCCCGAUGGGGCCGCACUCUCCAGGAAAGCUAUGAGCUCCAGCGGCCUGCCCAACGGCCUCCGAGACGGCAGCACACCGCAGGUGUGUGUAGCCAGAGAUGCCCCUCUUACCACUCUUAACAAUGGCAAAGAAACAGGCUCCAGUCGAGUGGCUGCUCCUCUGGGUCGGCUCAACUCCGUCCGCGACCGCAUGCGCAAGUUCACCGAGCCCGCCCACGCCGAAACCCCGCCCCUGAGGCGGGGCUUGCAGCGCAGCGUCCGCCCACUCUCCUCCCACCUCGGCGAGAAAGCCGGCCGCCCCGUCCCUCAGGUUCAGAAGAGCCCCUCCCCCGCGGGUCCGCCCCCAGAGGCCCCCGGCCAAUCCCAGCGGGCCGUGGGAGGAGCCGGAGUGCCGGCUGGAGGUGUGGACGCAGGGGGCCGCGCUGAGGAGCGGAGCCCAGAGCCAGAGCACCCUGAGAGGGGGAGAGCUGAGAGAGAGAGCCCCAGGGAAGGACCAGGACCAGAGUCCCACGCAGAGCCAGCGGAGACACAGAGGCACACGGACGACUCACAGGACCACGCAGACGACGACAUGAAGACCUUCCUGACCAUCGAGAUCAAAGAUGGCCGCAACACUCAGCUCAGUCAGCAGCCACAGGCCAGGACUAUCACACACACCAGCACGGGCCCACAGAGAGCAGAGUUGACGUUGGGUUUGAGAGCCACUCCGUUUAAGAUGUCCACAGCGAGCAUCUCCACUGGACCGUCCUUUAAGGUGGAGUCGGAGUCGGCCAUGUUUGCGGUGGAGCCCUCCGUGCACAACGGCUCCUCGGCUAAACCCUUGACCUCAGAUCAGUCUCGCGGCGCGUCGACCGCGGCUCGGUCUCAGGAGCACACCAUCAGAGUGGCCUCAGAUCAGUCCCGCGGCGCGUCGACCGCGGCUCAGGCUCAGGAGCACACCAUCAGGGUGGCCUCAGAUCAGUCCCGCGCCGCGCCCGCCCCAGCCAGAGCUCAGGAGCACACCAUCAGAGUGAUGACGGAGCAGUCGCACGUCUCCGCAGCUCAGGUCAAGGCCCAGGGGUCCAGCGGGAGGGUGACCGCCGAGCAGCUGGACGCCAUCGAGGACGAGGAGCUCCUGGAUAAAAUGCUCGAUGAAUCCAAAGACUUUGAAGAGCGCAAGCUGAUCCGUGCUGCCAUGCGGGAUCUUCGGAAAAAGAAAAGAGAGAUCAGACUGGGAUGCACUCAGGAGGAGAUCGACCUGCGUGAGAAGGAGCGGGACCUGCGGCUGGAAGCGGUGAAGAAGCAGAGGGAGGAGCGUCAGAAGGGCAAGGCAGGAGAGAUGGUCACCAAGAAGGUGGAGAAGUCAGCCGACGGCUCGACGCUCAGCCAGGUCACCAAGACAAACCGCUUCACUCAUUCAGAUGAUGGCAGCAGGUCAAGCCGUAGUUCUACAGUGGAGUCCAGCUAUGUGCAGAAGACAGACAAGGGGACAGUCCAGAGUAAAUCCUACAGCUUCUCCUCAUCCUCGUCUUCCAGCUCUGGAAAGAAGGUGGGCAGUGUGUUUGAUCGUGAGGAUGACUCCGCACAAGAGCGUCGUCAGCUGGAGAAGAAGAAGGAGCUGAUGAGGGCGCAGACGAUGCCCAAGAGCACAGCCAAUCAGGCGCGCAAGGUCAUGAUGGAGAAGCUGGACGCAGGAGGUGUGGGUAACCCUGCUGUGGCGCGGGUGAAUAAGGUCCAGCGCUCCGCCAGCUUCGGCGUGCCCAAUGCCAACUCCAUCAAGCAGAUGCUGCUGGACUGGUGUCGUGCCAAGACCCGCUCCUACCAGAACGUAGAGAUAAAGAACUUCUCGACGAGCUGGUGCAACGGCAUGGCCUUCUGUGCGCUGGUGCACAACUUCUUCCCUCAGGCCUUCGACUACGACAGUCUGAGCCCCACCAACCGCCGACAGAACUUCCAGCUGGCCUUCGACACGGCUGAGGAAAAUGCUAACUGCAUGCCUCUCUUAGAGGUGGAAGACAUGAUGAUAAUGGGGAACAAGCCAGACUCCAAGUGUGUGUUCACAUAUGUGCAGUCGCUUGUCAACCAUCUGCGUCGCGUGGAGAUGCGUCGAGGUGUGCAGUCUGACCUGUGACCUGGCAACACACACCCAUUUCCCCUCAUACACAGAGUGACGCUGUUUUUAAACGAAAGGAAACUAAGUUAUUUUAUUAUUUUAACCUCAAGAGAGCUGUUCCCUCUCAACUGAGAUGUCAGGACUUUAAAAAAAAAAAUAAGCAAGCUAAAUGAGCGAUGUGUGUACUGUACGUAGCUGUAUCAGAGCAAAGCAGAGGGCGGUGUGUAUUGUUACUUCCUCUAGCAGAUGCUGUAUUUGAUGUUAUUUAGCGUCCGCGGGCGUGCAUGAUUUAAAAAAUAAAUAAAAAAAAACAUGCAGACUGUCAGUUCUGCAUCCAGUGUUCAUAUUAUUGGAUGGUGUUCAGAUUCAGAUGUUUUUAUUAGUUAUUGUUAUUCCAGGAUGAUGUUUUUAUUUAAGUUGCUAUGGAGCACAGGUGUGAACCGCGGUUAGCGUCACUAGCUACUGAUGACAUCACAACGCUGAGACCCCAGCCUGACGUGUGUGAGGUGUUCCGAGAGAAAACUCUAGUUAUCCAGGUUUCCGUGUGGGGUCUUCAGCGCACACACACACACACACACACACAGGUUCACACUCUCUUGCACAACUUUCACUCACACUCAGGUGUCUCUGACCCUGUGUAUUUAUGGUUGGAUUGUUUUGUGUGGGUGUACAGACUUCACGUUGACACUUUUCACUUACUCCUUGUCAUCCCAAAAAAAAACGGCAGAUUCUUGCCACAGUCCCGUAUUCUAUCAAGUCCAAAAAGCCAGCGGUACUCUUUAAAUCUUUUUAUCUCACUCACUGAGUACUGUAGGGAACAGUCUGCAGUAACCAUGGCCAGCUUUUGUGGGGUUAUUUUAAUAGAGAGGAGUAAAAAUUAGUUUUUUUGUUUUGUGAAAAGAGUUUAGUGUCCCAAGGCUGGCUGUAGUGAAGCUGGUCCUGAUUCACGGCUGCUUACUGAUUCCACCGUGUGUUUUUCACCGUUAGUAGGGUUCUGUACAUACUCGCCAAGAUCGCAUCGUGCUAGCGCAUGUCCCUCUGUAGAGCACACACACAUCAUUUAACCAUUAAAAGAAACUUUAAGGAACUAA
Messenger RNA from Clupea harengus (Atlantic herring), 4968 nucleotides. It is a transcript of the gene smtnb, whose product is annotated as smoothelin b. Gene Ontology annotation, molecular function: protein binding. Lineage: Eukaryota; Metazoa; Chordata; Actinopteri; Clupeiformes; Clupeidae. The record is from RefSeq and is a predicted model, not a curated record.